Leishmania major strain Friedlin is the source of this 1014-nucleotide messenger RNA. RefSeq names its product hydrolase, alpha/beta fold family-like protein. The record is from RefSeq and is a predicted model, not a curated record. The transcript has a single exon. Lineage: Eukaryota; Euglenozoa; Kinetoplastea; Trypanosomatida; Trypanosomatidae. The coding region runs from base 1 to 1014 and encodes 337 amino acids.
AUGCUAUCCCCCGAAGUAACUGAAUUGAAUGAGGCGGAUGAUAUGCCACGCGAGCUUCGCGGUAAAGGCAAGCCGAUGCCGUGCGACAAGUUUGUGAAGGUUUGCAGGUGCCCUAGCACACGAAAGGAAGUGAUUAUUUGCUACAGAACGCUCGGUGAUCCCUCCGACCCAUGUCUGCUGCUCGUCAUAGGCCUCGGCGGCACCAUGGUUCACUGGCCGCCUGAGUUUCUCUCUGAACUCCUCAAGAACGGUUUUUUUCUUGUUAUGCUGGACAACCGCGACUCGGGCCUGUCGACCCACUUCGACGGCUACCCGACCCCGUUCCUCCCCUGCAUGAUAUUCCAGUCGUGGUCCCCCCUUUGCGGAGGCGCGCCGCCCUACACGCUCUACGACAUGGCGCACGAUGCGUGGUGUUUGCUGACGGUACUCGGGAUCCGCCGUGCGCAUCUCUUGGGCACCUCCAUGGGUGGCAUGAUUGUGCAGUGCAUGGCCAUACAACACCCUGAGCGGGUGUGUAGCCUCACGAUUUGUUACUCACACAGCAGCGGCCCGUAUGUGAAACCGCAGGCGUGUCGCGUGACACUGGCGUUGCUGGACAAGCCUGCUAGCCUGUCCCUGAAGGACGUCGAGGACUAUGUUGUUCGCAGUGACUGCCUCUUCAGGGGCGACUACCUGCUGGACGAGAAGCAUGUGCGCGAGGUCGCCGUGGCUAACUUCACCCGAAGCCCUCCCUACAAGCAGGGGUUGCUGCGACACGUAUGGGCGGUGCAGCGCGCGACAAAUCGCGAGCCUGCCCUUCGCCGGCUGCGAUGCUUCCCAGUGCUCGUCAUACACGGCAGGAAGGAUCUGAUGAUACCGUACGAAAACGGCUUGCGGCUGGCGUGCGUGCUGUGGAAUGCAAAACUUGUUCUCUUUCCGCACAUGGGGCAUUCUAUCCCGAGGCCGCUCUACGUGGAGAUCGCGCUGGAGGUCGGUUUGCAGAAGCUACGCAUCGUGGAGAAAGUGCCGCGGUAG